Molecule: messenger RNA, 328 nt
Organism: Staurois parvus
Lineage: Eukaryota; Metazoa; Chordata; Amphibia; Anura; Ranidae
Source: the annotation of a GenBank genome assembly
UGGUGCUGUGCAUCUGCAACAUGGAUGGUAAGCCUGGGGAAAUCUCCAAGGUGUCUGCCAGCAGGUGGUGCUGUGCAUCUGCAACAUGGAUGGUAAGCCUGGGGAAAUCUCCAAGGUGUCUGCCAGCAGGUGGUGCUGUGCAUGUGCAACAUGGAUGGUGAAGCCUGGUGGAAUCUCUAAGGUGUCUGCCAGCAGAUGGUGCUGUGCAUGUGCAACUUGGAUGCUUGCCCUUAGUGCCUACUGGACUACCCUUACCCCUGCCCACUUGGAACUCAUCAAUACAUACAUGGACUGCCACACCAUGCGCCUGUUAUCCCUUUUGUAUGUA